Trematosphaeria pertusa is the source of this 1221-nucleotide messenger RNA. RefSeq names its product beta-lactamase/transpeptidase-like protein. NCBI's taxonomy places the organism in Eukaryota, Fungi, Ascomycota, Dothideomycetes, Pleosporales, Trematosphaeriaceae. The transcript is spliced from 5 exons. The record is from RefSeq and is a predicted model, not a curated record. The coding region runs from base 1 to 1221 and encodes 406 amino acids.
AUGGGUUCUAUGCCAGAGUUGACUUUGACGGAGGAGCUCGAUAGCAUACUGGAGAAGUAUACAUCCACUGUUCCGAACCACUUGCGAGGCGCUGCGUUCUCUGCUGUCAACAAGAAUGGCGAGAUCCUCUACUCCAACGCCAAAGGCAGUAGCUCCAUUACCGAGCAAGUGCCCCUCCAGCUCGACUCCACCAUGUGGAUAGGUUCCAUCACCAAGCUGCAAACCUGCAUGGCGUGCAUGAUCGGCAUCGAACAGCGUCUUUUCACUCUCGAUACCAACGUGCGAUCUGUAGUCCCAGAGCUCAAAGAGAUUGAUCUCCUCACCGGAUUCGAGGACGGCGACUUUCCCAGGAAGCCUAUCACCAGGCCCUGCAGCAGCCCGAUCACCCUCCGCCAACUCCUUACCCACACGUCCGGUAUGAUCUACGACUACGGUCACGACGGCUUGAAGGAGUGGUCUGCGUACCACGGUAUCGAGGAUAACACAUUCUCUGGGACGUUGAGGGGAUACCAGAAGCCGCUCAUCUACGAGCCGGGGAACGGAUGGGCCUAUAGCCCUGGUAUGGACUGGGCUGGUCGCUUGAUUGAAGUCACUUCCGGGCUGUCUCUUGAGGAGUUCCUCAAGCGCAACGUUUGGGACAAGCUCGGCAUGGCCAGCACGACGUUCCGUCCGGACCUCCGCCCCGACAUCCAGGCGCGUAGAAUGCAGAUGGCGAGCCGCAACCGCAAGACGAUGACCAUCACUAAGGGCGUAGUACCGCAGGAGGCGCAAGGCUCAUUCGCACCGGAUUGCUGCGGUGGCGUCGGCCUGUAUUCGACGAUUGAAGACUGCACGAAGGUCCUACAAGCGCUCAUCAGCAAGGACCCAGCCUUGAUGACAGCGGAGAGCUAUGAUAUGCUUACAAGGCCUCAACUUCCAAGCGACAAGCACUUCCUUGAAGUAAUCCGCGGCGUCGGCCAGGGGCACUUGGGACAGACCUGGGACAAGAACGCUGACGGAACGUUCGGCUUCGGGUCAUCGAUCACGAAGCAGGACUUCGUUGGGCGGAGGAAGGCUAUGAGUUGUAACUGGAGUGGCAUGCCGGGCACACACUGUUGGCUGGAUAAGGCGACCGGUGUUGGCGGUAUGCUGACGACGCAAAUUCUGCCGCCGGGUGACCCUAUGGUGACGGAGCUGCUGCUGGAGAUGGAGAAGUGCCUGUACAGACAUAUCCGUGGUUAG